ACCAGACCACUUUUGGAGAAAUUGACCUACAGUUCUUUGUUCUAACAUUAUAUUAAUUUGCAAAAUGUCCAUAAAGACUUCAAAGUCAGGAUUCUCUGUUCGUGAUAUUUUAGACCUCCCGGAUACGAAUGAUGAAGGAUCGGUGACUGAAGACACUGAAGAUGAGGCGGAUGAAGAACUUUCUGGAAAUAAGCAGCAGCCGUUUUGGCCAGGAUCUGCAUAUGGUCAUCAAUAUCCAUCACUACCAACAGCAUCUCCAGAGGAUUUAACACCGGAACUGUCCACGGAUGAGUCUCAAGAUCGUGACAGGGAGAGUUCAGAGGACUCUGAGGGCGCAGGGAAAAAGCGCAAAAGAAGAAUACUGUUUUCAAAAGCUCAGACGUUUGAAUUGGAGAGACGCUUUAGGCAACAAAGAUACUUAUCAGCCCCCGAGAGAGAACAUCUGGCUAGGGUGAUACGUUUAACUCCAACACAGGUGAAGAUAUGGUUUCAGAACCAUCGGUAUAAAGUCAAGAGGGUUCGGGCCGAAAAUGGAAUGGACCCGGGAUAUCUGGUCUCUCCAAGGCGGGUGUCUAUUCCCGUUCUGGUGAGGGACGGAAGACCAUGCCAUGUUCUCAGUCCUCAGGACAUCACCGGUACCUUUCCAGAAGGUGCACCAUUUUCUGCUGUCAACAUAAAGCAAUUUCCGCAAAUACAACACAUAAGGCAUAACAUCAGCUCCAGCGUUAUGACACAUCUAACAGCUGUCAGUCAUGUAUCUCACAUGCAACCGUGGACUUGGUGAAAAGGUUAAUGGAGAGCUUUAAUUGCACUUUGGAAAUAUUUUUGAGUUUUCUUCCCUUGUCGUCUCUUUAUAAUUUUUUUAUAGUGUGGAAAUGUCUUUUGUUUAUCUUUUUAAUUUUUGUUUUUUAUUAUUUGCUAAUGGUGUUGUUAUCUCGCCUGUUCAAUAGUGUUUUCGAUGAAAGCGAAAGCCGUGAACACUGGAAAAUUACCGUCUCGCAUAGUGCUGAUAAAAUGUGGGUUUUUUUUCUCCACACAGUUUAUCAAUUCAUUUCAUCAAAAUAGCAGUAUCAAAGUCUCAAAAUACUUUACAAAAUUGUUACAUUUUUAAAAACUGUUGAAGUGAAUUACUGCCAAACAGGUUCUGAGCAUU
Myxocyprinus asiaticus (Chinese sucker) is the source of this 1153-nucleotide messenger RNA. Its product is annotated as homeobox protein Nkx-2.2a-like. The coding region runs from base 65 to 784 and encodes 239 amino acids. Gene Ontology annotation, molecular function: RNA polymerase II cis-regulatory region sequence-specific DNA binding; DNA-binding transcription factor activity, RNA polymerase II-specific. Lineage: Eukaryota; Metazoa; Chordata; Actinopteri; Cypriniformes; Catostomidae. Gene Ontology annotation, cellular component: nucleus. The record is from RefSeq and is a predicted model, not a curated record. The transcript has 2 exons. Gene Ontology annotation, biological process: cell differentiation; regulation of transcription by RNA polymerase II.